Molecule: messenger RNA, 1743 nt
Organism: Penicillium egyptiacum
Lineage: Eukaryota; Fungi; Ascomycota; Eurotiomycetes; Eurotiales; Aspergillaceae
Source: the annotation of a GenBank genome assembly
AUGACUCCCCAAUCUGUCGAGAAGACCUGGUGGAAAGAAGCCGUCGUCUACCAGAUCUACCCCGCCAGCUUCCUCGACAGUAACGGUGAUGGCCUCGGCGAUGUCCCUGGCAUCAUCAGCAAGGUGCCUUAUAUCAAGUCUCUGGGAGUAGACACGAUCUGGAUCUCUCCAAUCUUCGCUUCGCCCCAAAAAGACAUGGGCUACGAUGUCGCAGACUAUCGUUGUAUCCAUGCGCCUUACGGGACCAUCGACGACGUCCAAGAGCUGAUCAACCAGCUCCACGCACAUGAUAUGCGCAUCCUCAUGGACCUGGUCGUUAAUCACACCAGUGACCAACAUAUCUGGUUCAAAGAGUCCAGCAGCUCUAAGACAAACCCCAAGCGUGACUGGUACAUCUGGCGUGAUCCCAAGUACGAUGCCCAGGGCAACCGCAAGGAGCCCAAUAACUGGAAAUCUCUCUUCGGCGGUAGUGCAUGGGCCUUUGACGAGCCCACCGGUCAAUACUAUCUCGCCCUUUUCUUACCCAGCCAGCCCGAUCUUAACUGGGAAAGUGCAGAGAUGCGCAAAGCCACUCACGACGACAUGCGCUUCUGGCUUGAUCGAGGCGUGGAUGGAUUCCGCAUCGACAGCAUGAACUUGAUGUCCAAGCACCCGGAUCUACCGGAUGGCAAGGUCGUCAAUGAAGAGCCGUACCAAUCCGGUGCCGAAUUCUUUGCUUCUGGCCCGAAGAUGCAUGAUUACGUCCGCGAGAUCAGGACCAAGGUCCUUAACAAGUACGACGUGAUGACGGUUGGUGAGCUUGGCUUCACCAAGGAUGAAAAAUCCGUCAGCGAAUACGUUGCCAAGGACCGACAUGAGCUGAACAUGCUCUUCACUGGCGACAUAUCGGAUAUGGAUUUUGGACCGAACGGAAAGUACGAGCGAGAUGACUUCCAUCCUCGGAAGAUCCGCAAGAUCACCAAUCUUUGGCAGACUGCGAUGCCCAGGUUCGACGGAUGGAACACCGUCUAUCUCGACAAUCAUGAUAGCGGCCGCUCCCUAUCUAGAUACGCUUCUGAUGUCCCGGAACACCGCUCGACUGCGGCGAAAAUGCUGGCUACGUACAUGACGACUUUGAGUGGCACUCCGUUCAUGCUUGCAGGCCAAGAGAUUGGAAUGGCGAAUCUUGGCAAGGACUACGCGGCGGAUGCGUACAUCGAUGUGGAGGGCAAGAACUACUACGAUGAAGUUCUGAAGGCUAGAGGUGGCAAUGUCGGCAAGAUGGACGAUGUCCUCCGGGAGCUGCAACUGAAGUCGAGAGAUCACGGACGAUUACCAAUGCAAUGGGACAGCUCACCCAAUGCUGGCUUCACGAUCGCGAGUGCCAAGCCAUGGAUGACUAUAAACAAGGAUUAUACCGAGUGGAACGUUGCCAGUCAGCUCGACAAUCCCGAGAGCAUCAUGGCCUAUUGGAAGCAGAUGCUUGCGCUGCGAAAGGAAUACUCUGAUCUUUUCGUCUACGGAUCAUACAUUGCCCUGGAAGAAUCUGAGACGGGUGAGAUGGUUCUUGGAUAUGAGCGCGACUGGAGCGAGACAGGUCAGAAAGCGGCUGUACUGUUGAACUUCUCCGAUCAAAUUCAGACGGUACCGGUGGAAAGGUAUGAGGGUUUCUCGAUUUUGAUUUCGAACCAGCAUGGCAUUGGUUGUGCGGAAGGCCUAGUUGAGCUGCAUCCAUACGGCGCCGUGGUCCUUUUGAACGCAUAG